CCCCGGUCGCGGAGGAUGAAGCGCAAGGAGAAGCCCACCCCGGAGGAGAAGAGGCCGCGGACGGCGUUCAGCGGCGAGCAGUUGGCGAGACUGCGGCACGAGUUCGCAGAGAACCGCUACCUGACCGAGCGGCGGCGCACCGAGCUGGCGCGCGAGCUGGGCCUCAACGAGGCGCAGAUCAAGAUCUGGUUCCAGAACAAGCGGGCCAAGAUCAAGAAGGCGACGGGCUCGAAGAACCCGCUGGCGCUGCAGCUCGUGAGGGGAUGUGAGGAGGCAACACGAAGGGAAGGACAAAAGAUUACUAACAGCAAAAGCAGCUCACAGAUCUCCUAA
Messenger RNA from Frankliniella occidentalis (western flower thrips), 333 nucleotides. Its product is annotated as homeobox protein E60-like. The coding region runs from base 16 to 333 and encodes 105 amino acids. Gene Ontology annotation, molecular function: DNA-binding transcription factor activity, RNA polymerase II-specific; RNA polymerase II cis-regulatory region sequence-specific DNA binding. The transcript has 2 exons. Gene Ontology annotation, cellular component: nucleus. Gene Ontology annotation, biological process: regulation of transcription by RNA polymerase II; neuron differentiation. The record is from RefSeq and is a predicted model, not a curated record. NCBI's taxonomy places the organism in Eukaryota, Metazoa, Arthropoda, Insecta, Thysanoptera, Thripidae.